Messenger RNA from Amaranthus tricolor (Joseph's coat), 834 nucleotides. RefSeq names its product serine/threonine-protein phosphatase 7 long form homolog. Bases 178 to 804 code for a protein of 208 amino acids. The record is from RefSeq and is a predicted model, not a curated record. Lineage: Eukaryota; Viridiplantae; Streptophyta; Magnoliopsida; Caryophyllales; Amaranthaceae. The transcript is spliced from 3 exons.
AAUGGGUUCUACCACGAUCAACUCGAUCUACUUCGAGCUGACCAGUUUCGAUGGGACCCUUACCCCGCUGAGGCAUACGCUGCAUUGCCUCAGCACUUAGGGAUCUUGUCAGGGGCGUCGAGAGCCUCUGUACCUUUGAUAUGCUAGUCGAAGUGCAUCUCCCUGAGCGCGUACUGGAUGGUACAAGGCAUCCCGCCGCCUUGUGACAUAGUGGCGGAUCUCCAUUACAGCUCACGCAAGGGUCAGGAGCCUAAGAACUGGUUGGAGAUCUACUGGCGCCAUAUAGCUCGUUGGGAUCACAGGCUGGAGCUGUUGGCCCAAGGUGUGCCGAUCGAGGCUAUAGGUGCACCUACUUCGGCGGAUUACAUGCCGUGGUUCCUCUCUAUCACUCAUCGAUGGAUGACACCACGAGGUAUCAUCGUGGCAGCCCAGUUAGCUCCCGCAGCACCGACGAUGACAUACUUUGCACAGGGCAUUGCAUCUGUCAUCAGCUCCACCCAAGAGGAGCCUGUACGGGAGAUUGCCCAAGGCAUACUCCUAGGGACACAGUUUCAGCACUUCAUUCCAGAAGUCGUUGUGCUCGACACCACUAUGGACGAGCAGGGGUCAUCUCCUCAUCAUGCCGACGUUCAUCUUGAGGAGGUAGACUUAACGUGCCCCGACUAUGGUGCCGGAUUCUCACAGGGUGCUGGAUCAUCACAGUAUCAAUCACCUCCCCUACCCGAGCGUCAUGCGACGCCCUCUUACUAUCGUAGGAGGCGCCGUAAACCGUCACAGUUAGACAGGGUACAGGACGAGGAUUAGCAUUAGUAUACUGUUUGUAUAUAUUGAACA